Monomorium pharaonis (pharaoh ant) is the source of this 1445-nucleotide messenger RNA. Its product is annotated as mitochondrial mRNA pseudouridine synthase Trub2. Gene Ontology annotation, molecular function: pseudouridine synthase activity; RNA binding. Bases 418 to 1374 code for a protein of 318 amino acids. The record is from RefSeq and is a predicted model, not a curated record. NCBI's taxonomy places the organism in Eukaryota, Metazoa, Arthropoda, Insecta, Hymenoptera, Formicidae. The transcript is spliced from 4 exons. Gene Ontology annotation, biological process: RNA processing; pseudouridine synthesis.
CUCACUCCGAGCACAGUCGAGUGCGGACCAUGCGGACGGAUGACUGGGAUAGACGAACGGAGCGCGAUGUGUGCGUGAGUGUGCUCAGACCGGGCUCGGAUCAGUCGGAUUCGGAAUCAGAAUCGCAGCAUAGACCACGUGAGCAAAAGUUAGAGAGAGACGGAAGAUACAUGCAUGCAAGCGAUGCAAACGUGCGUGUAUGUACAUAUAAACAUAAACAGAUGCGGUGACUGUGGGGAGUAAUGCAAUUUGAUCCUCUUCAUCCUCUUUAUUAAGUAUUCAUUAUAAAACCGAUCUUUUAUAAUGUCCAUCAUAUUAUAAAAUUCGAGGAAGUUGCGGUAAUUACGUGAUUAUUGCAUCGUUAGUUUUGAGUGAACGAAAUUAAGCAGUGUAUUACUGUUGGAUUUUUUCGGCAAGAUGAUGAAUGCUGUAAUUCCGAAGGUGAAACGGACAGUGAAAGGGGCUCAAACAGCGUGGAAAGCAUUAAAUGGAGUGUUUGCUGUUUACAAACCCCCAAACGUUACGUAUUUAAACGCACGGGACACCAUACUUUAUCGUCUCUGCGAAGAUUUAAAUAGUAUGCAUGUACGUCCUCCAAUCACACACGUGCGCAUAGAAGGUGAUACAACCAAGACGAUGAAGGUGAUUGCACAUCCAAGUUAUGGAGAUCAUCCAUUAGUUGUAGGUCCGCGAUAUCAACCUAAAGACAUCAAAUUAAAUUGUGCUAAUUACCUGAGCAAACAUAUGUCGGGGCUCAUGGUCUGUGGUAUUAACAACGGUACUAAAUGGGUUCACAAAUUAAAAGCUUCCCAGUCUCCGACUAGUUAUAGAAUUAAAGGCCUCUUAGGUCAAGCAACAGAUACAUACUUUAUAACUGGAAAAAUUGUCGAGAAAUCUACAUAUAAGUAUAUUAAACGUAGCGCAAUGGACAAAAUAUGUGCUUCUAUGCAGGCUGCUCAUCAGAGAAAGAUGUUUGAAUUAUGUGGAGUGGAUAUGCAAAGUCAAACGGCAUACGAGUUGGCUGUACAAGGCCUGGUGAGACCUGUCGACAGAAACAUUCCAAUGAUAUAUAACAUGAAAUGUAUAGACUUUAAAUCUCCUGAAUUCACAUUAGAAAUUGUUUGCAUAAACGAGGACGACAUGUAUUUGAAAACAUUGAUUCAUGAUUUGGGAAUGCAACUCCACAGCGUCGCUACAUGCACUCAAAUACAGUGUUUUAAGUAUGCGUUAUUCGAUCUAAAUCUUGCCCUGUUGAAAAAACAUUGGGAGUUGGAAAAUAUCUGUAAUAAUAUUGAUCAAUGUAACACUGUAAUUAAUCAAAAUAGGGAUUUAUUGGAACAAGACAAUCCAAUAUUAACAGAACGAAGUAAAUAAUUGUAAUUUUUUCCAAAAUGUAACAAAAUGUACAUACUAAAAAUAGGCUACAUAAAUUGAUAGACAAAAAA